This is a messenger RNA of Cucurbita moschata (crookneck pumpkin), 895 nucleotides long. RefSeq names its product auxin-induced in root cultures protein 12-like. Bases 108 to 872 code for a protein of 254 amino acids. The record is from RefSeq and is a predicted model, not a curated record. The transcript has a single exon. NCBI's taxonomy places the organism in Eukaryota, Viridiplantae, Streptophyta, Magnoliopsida, Cucurbitales, Cucurbitaceae.
CAACCUCCUAACGCCCCACUCCCUGUUCACCUUUAUAUAUUCUCUCCCCAUUUCCUCCUCUCUCCCACUCCCAAUUUCUCUCCCAUUUCUCUCCCAUUUCCCCUCCAAUGGCGUCCUCCCCCCAUUUCAUCCUCUUCUUAGCCCUCGCCGGAACCCUAAUUUCACGCGCCCAAUCCCUCACUUGCUCUUCCCAAUCCUUCUCCAACAGAUCCUUCACCCACUGCGACGAUCUCCCCCAUCUCGACGCCUUUCUCCACUGGACCUACGACCCCAAAAAUUCCUCUCUCUCCCUCGCUUUUCUCGCCUCUCCGCCGCAAUCCGCCGGCUGGGUCGCCUGGGCCGUCAACCCCACCUCCACCGGCAUGGCCGGAGCCCAGGCCCUCGUCGCCUCUGUUUCCGGCAAAUCCCCCACCGUCCGUACCUUCAACAUCUCCUCCUACUCCUCUGUUGUCCCCUCACCGAAACUCUCCUUCCUCGUCUGGGGCCUCGCCGCCGAAGUUUCCGAUGGUCGGUUCACUAUCUUCGCCACCGUCAAAGUUCCGCCUAAAACCAAGUCGCUGAACCAGGUCUGGCAAGUUGGACCGGCGGUUGACCCGGAUUCUGGUGUUCCUGUAGUUCAUGAGUUCGAACAGGCUAAUUUGAAGGCCACGGGCGUGUUGGAGUUUGAUAAGAAGUCUAGUGCUAGUCCUGCCCCAUAUGCUCACGACGGCGCGUCUCCUGCACCUUCGCCAGCGGUUGUCGGUGUCAACGAAACUACCACUUCCACCACCGCGCCCAGCCCUGAAAAGAGUGGGGUCGCCGGAAUUAGAAGCGGAAAUUUGGGGCUGGUUGUGGGUUGGUUUGUGUUUGUUUGGGGAAUUUUUAGUGUCUAAUUUUAAUUUAGAUGAAAAAAAAA